AUCUCAGUGGGAAUUUCAGCUGAUGCAACUUCAAUCCUUCAAUGGAAUCACUUUUGUUUUGACAGUUCGUCAUAGAAAGUUAGUGAUCGUACUAAUUAUAUAUUUUUUUACAAAAAUGUGUAAAAUGAGUUGUAGCAAUCUCAGUAGAAAAAUUUUGCUCAGUAAAAUGGCCAAGGCGUACUCUUAAGCGUACAGCACCAAAUUUAUUAUUCCUCCUAUUUAUCUAUAGUUAAAUAUAUAGCAUAGCCUAUCUGAUUUCUUUCCACUCGUCAACCAUUAUCAUUUCAAUCGAUUUUUACCAGUUUUUCAAUUGUUCAAUAUCAGUUUUGAAAAUGCCUAAUUGAUCGUUUAAGUUUGAAGGAAUUGCAACAUUUUUCUGACUCGCUUUUUCUCGAACGGGAUAAAAUAUAAAUUUGGUCAUGGCUGCUUCUGAAGGACGUACGUUGUCUGCUGCUGUUUCUAUACCACAGUGGAUGAAGAACAAGAUGACCAAUGAUUUUUACCUGAAAAUUACUAGUUAAAAGGCAAUUUCCAACAUCUUCAUUCGUUAUACAUAGUUCGGGAAGAUAUCUCCAUAUCCUAGUGUGGUUACUUCAGUUUUUGAGUUCAAAAUGUUCCCCAAAAGAGAUUGGAGCCAAUUUAUGAGGUUCGAUUUCGAACAGAGCGCUUUCUCACCAACAGAAAUCGACGAUAGCUACCUGUUGUAUUAUCGUUAUCCAAGGGAACAAGAGAAAGAUCUCACCUCAAAAUCGCCAAUCAAGCAAGUGGAUCCUUCUAAGUACACUCUACCCUGCCAAAAGUACCUGAAAAAUGGAAAUGAAUGUGCCACUGCCCAACGUGUCGUUUAUCCAAUCCAAGCCAAGACAAAAUCCAGCGGUGUCGACGAUGGAUUUAAGGGUGAAGCAGCCAAGUGCGGCAGCUCCAUCAUCAGUCUCGCCAACAUGAUGGUCUCAGGCAGGGUUGUAAGAGGUUUCGAAGUUGAACCUGAUUUAAAGAAAGAACAAGAUGACGUCGACAUGCCACCUCAAGGUUUCGACCCUAUGUUGAGGAGAGGAAGUAAAUCCUUGCCAGCAUCCCCUCUAGGGUCUCCCAGGGAGUCGCCAAAAGCCCGCAGGAAGUACAACAAGUAUUUCACAGGUGCUUUUGUCGAUGCCGACACGAAACACCAGGGUAGCUGGUUAUUGUCCAACCUGCUUGCCAGAAGGGAAAAUGUCUCCCAGUCCUGUGAUUUGAUUGCCGAAGAAGAAAGUGAAGACACCAAAAGUCUCCACCCCGAAGAAGUCAUCACGCCUAUAAUCAAGAAGAAACCUACACUCGUUCCGAAACCCUCAGAAUUGAGGGAAAUGAAUUUUUGGUCACCAACUUCUAUGUAAUUUUCGAUAUUUACAAACUUUUGGUAUAAUUUUUGACAAAGUAAAAUGUGUAACAUUACGUUCAGCACCAAUUUUGUAACUUCUUAUAGAUGUUAACAAUGACGAAUUAGAUUUGUUAUUAGUAGAUCUUUUUUAGACUCUUCAUAAAUAAGCCGAUUUCUGUUUUAUCCUUGUUUUGAUAAAUAAGUUGGUUAUGUGCAAUUUCCAGAAACAUUGUAAAUAAUUUUUUUGUUUGUGAAAUUUUCUUUCAGUAUUUUGGUUAUCAACAUCUUUCUCAUUGUAACCUACUGUAUUUUAUUUUGUUUAAUUUAUUUUUAUGGUAAUUAUUUGAGUGGUAGAUUUAAGGUUAUAUAUAGGUGAGAAAUGAUAAGAAUAAAAAUAAUAUUAUUUUAUUA
Messenger RNA from Harmonia axyridis, 1768 nucleotides. RefSeq lists its product as uncharacterized. The record is from RefSeq and is a predicted model, not a curated record. The coding region runs from base 612 to 1373 and encodes 253 amino acids. NCBI's taxonomy places the organism in Eukaryota, Metazoa, Arthropoda, Insecta, Coleoptera, Coccinellidae. The transcript has 5 exons.